Molecule: messenger RNA, 1340 nt
Organism: Tachyglossus aculeatus (Australian echidna)
Lineage: Eukaryota; Metazoa; Chordata; Mammalia; Monotremata; Tachyglossidae
Gene: MTG2
Product: mitochondrial ribosome associated GTPase 2
Exons: 7
Coding region: 19-1239 (406 amino acids)
Cellular component (GO): mitochondrion
Molecular function (GO): GTP binding; GTPase activity; magnesium ion binding
Source: RefSeq, a predicted model, not a curated record
GGGGCGGGGAGGGUGACGAUGCGUCUUUCAAAACUCAUCUCAGCUAGAGAGUGGGCGUUAUUGGAAGGCCUAUGGCAGUGGAGACCUGCUGUAUAUUCUCCGCUCAGGUAUAGUGUUGGAACAGACAGCUCUGCUCAUCUGAGGCCUCUCUCCACCAGCUGUGCAAAAUGUGGAAAACAUCAAGGACCUAAGCAAAAACGAAACCUUUCUGAAAAAAAAUUGAAACGGCACUUUGUGGAUCAUCGAAGAGUGUGUGUGGCCGGAGGAAGAGGCGGCAGCGGUAUUACGUGCUUUCAUAGCGAACCCAGGAAAGAGUUCGGAGGUCCUGACGGUGGAAAUGGAGGAGAUGGAGGGCAUGUUAUUCUGAAAGUUGACAGUGAAGUCAAAUCCUUGGCCUCAGUCCUUUCAGCGUAUCGAGGAUUUGACGGAGAAGGUGGGGGAAGCAAGAACAGUUAUGGGCGCAAUGGGGAUUGCCUCUACAUUAAGGUUCCUCAGGGUACCCUGGUUAAGGAGGAUAAUGAAAUUGUAGCUGAUCUUUCUCAGGCAGGGGAGGAAUACGUUGCAGCUUUUGGAGGACUUGGAGGAAAGGGCAACCGUUUCUUUCUGGCUAACGACAACCGAGCGCCACUGACGCGCACCCUGGGGCAGCCGGGUCAGGCGAGAGUCCUUUACCUGGAGCUCAAGACCAUGGCUCAUGCGGGGAUGGUGGGAUUCCCCAAUGCCGGGAAGUCGUCACUUCUACGAGCGAUUUCCAACGCGCAGCCUGCCGUUGCUUCCUACCCAUUUACCACCCUAAAUCCCCAUGUUGGGAUUGUUCACUAUGAGGACUAUCAACAAUUGGCAGUCGCUGACAUUCCUGGUAUUAUAAGAGGAUCUCAUCAGAACAGAGGCCUGGGGCUUGCUUUCCUACGACACAUUGAGCGCUGCCGUUUUCUGUUGUUUGUGGUGGACCUUUCCACUUCAGAGCCAUGGACACAGCUCGAGGACUUAAAAUAUGAACUAGAAAAAUACGAAGAAGGCUUGUCAAAGAGACCGCAUGCCAUCAUUGGAAAUAAGAUCGAUCUCCCUCAGUCUAAGGCUAAUUUUUCCCUCCUUCAGGCUCAAGUAGAGCGGAAAGUCAUCCCCUUAUCCGCACUAACUGGAGAGAACUUGGAGGAGCUGCUAUUGCACCUGAAAGAACUGUACGAUUGUUAUGUAGAGACAGAAAAGGAAGAAGGACAUAGCCCCCUAAAAUGGUAGGACACACAGAGCUUGUAAAACACACACUAGACUGGUUGAGAGAUCAUCAUCAUCAAUCGUAUUUAUUGAUCGCUUACUGUGUGAAGAGCACUGUACUAAGC